Messenger RNA from Cyphomyrmex costatus, 796 nucleotides. RefSeq names its product wurmchen 2 transmembrane micropeptide (gene wrm2). The record is from RefSeq and is a predicted model, not a curated record. The transcript has a single exon. Bases 362 to 538 code for a protein of 58 amino acids. Lineage: Eukaryota; Metazoa; Arthropoda; Insecta; Hymenoptera; Formicidae.
CAGCAUCAACCAGAGCAGUGUUGGAAAGUGGUAGUAACACUCACGCUUAAGAAUACGUUCAAAGUCAAAGAGUUUAAUUGGAUCCAAUAGAGUCUAAUUAACCCUCUGCAACCAGUUAAUUGCAUUGUGAAGCCUCUGACUUGGCUACUGUACACUGAAACUUUUACCAUCAACAUUGUUCCCAUAGAUAUAUAUUGACCUGCUUUUACAUAUAUUAAAAGAAUUAUUUUAUAUUUUUUUAUAAAAUCAAUUAUAUAAUUUAAAAAUUGAAACACCAGAGCGACUUGCUUCGCGAGUUCAAUAAUUGCACACGGCACUAGUUGCAAAUAGACUAUCUCAGGCAGCAUAAGAAUAUCUUAUCAUGGGCUUGCACGUUUUCUGGCCAGCUACGGCCUGCCUGACUCUCUUUGUAGUUUGCAUUAUAAUCGUGAUGUUGAAGUACGGCACACGUCUUUGCAAAUUACGACACGAGCCGUUGCCAUCCGACCAAGAAUGGGAAGGCAAAGCCUAUUCCAGAAAACUAUCCGCCUCCAUUUAAUGAAAAUAUCACUAUCUCGAAAAUAUACUCAAAUCGCACAGCUUUUUCAUUUAAAAAAUAUAUAAAUGAAACUGCCGAUUGGUAUCUUUAUUGGCGUAAAUUAAACGUAAAUAACUAUUUUUAACUGCUUUUUCUAUGACACGUUUUGUAUGUAGACACAAUAUUGCAUCUACACAAUAUUGGUCAUGUAAGUUAAAUGACUUGACAUCCGUCCAUUUACUAUGUAUUUGUACUAAUAUAUUUUUUAUUAAUAUAAAC